This is a messenger RNA of Metarhizium robertsii ARSEF 23, 1641 nucleotides long. RefSeq names its product glycosyltransferase family 90 protein. The record is from RefSeq and is a predicted model, not a curated record. Bases 1 to 1641 code for a protein of 546 amino acids. NCBI's taxonomy places the organism in Eukaryota, Fungi, Ascomycota, Sordariomycetes, Hypocreales, Clavicipitaceae. The transcript has a single exon.
AUGGUCCUUGCCUAUCUAUCCAGGCCAGCCUUCUCCAUCAAGCGCUUGAAAACUGUUGUCGCCAUUGCGGCUACUCUCGUCAUAUUCACCUUUAUAUACAAGUCAGGCUACUCGAGCUUCAGCCCACGAUAUGCUUCCAAACAAGCUCUAUUGAUUGGGCAGAAAUGCCCACCAGACAUUGCCAACGACGAUACUCCGACCGGAUUUCUCUGUCGCAUACGACAAGCACAAGAAAAGGCGCAAGCUCGACUCAAGAACCAGUCGUCAAACGUAGGAGAAGCGGUUGCCGAAUACAGACGUCGAUACCGAAGAAGUCCUCCCAAGGGUUUCGAAGAAUGGGUGGCAUUUGCUCUGGACCACGACUCCAAGAUCAUCGACGACUUCGACCAGAUUGAUCGAGACCUGGAGCCUUACCGCACGCCAGAAGCGCGGCAAGCUUUUCUCCGCUUGAAAGAACAAAGUGAGGACUGUCCUCGCACGACGCGCAUCACGAUUCAAAAUGGAACCAUGUCCAUGUCUGCACCGUACAUAUAUGAAGGGGCAUGGAGAGGACUCAUUCAGCCGUUUCUCCAUGCACUGCCCGACAGCCUUUUUUUCCUAAGCACCAUCGAUGAGCCGAGAAUCCUGGACUCGUCCAAGCCGCCAUCCCCAGUGGCACAGUUCAAUGAACGUUCCGGGGAGUCAAUUGAAGAUUUGGUACUGGACUCGUGUGCGCAUCGUGCGCCGCAGUCGGCUGGCACCCACGCAAGAUACAACGACGUUUGUCAGUCCUCUCGUCCGGCAGACCUCCACGCUCUCAUCGCAUCUCCGAGCACAUUCUCGUAUACGCACACCCUCGUCCCUAUUCUGAGCUUUGGCCGCAUGUCUGCCUUUCGAGAUAUCUUGGUCCCGUGCCCGUGUUACACGGGGCACCCCGUUGUGCAGCAAGAGCCGAUGGCCUUUUCGGAAAAGAAGCCUAUGAUUUACUGGCGCGGGUCUACUACCGGAGGCAAAGCUACUCGAUUCACGUGGAAGACCGGCCAUAGGGAGCGCUUUGUCGCGUUUAUUCAGUCGCUUCAGAAUACGGCCAGGGUUCUUCAGACGGGCCAAUUCUUCGGACUGCAAGUGGAUAAACUAGACAGGCAACAAAUUGCACUAUUCAAGGAUGUGUUUGACAUUCAUUUCGGCAGUUAUAUCCAAUGUGACGAGGAGUCUUGUAAGGACAUGGAGCGCGUCCUGGGGCCGUCGGAUGUUGAGCCAGAAGACACGUCUUCCCACUAUCAGUACCUGUACGACAUAGACGGGAACAGCAUGAGCACCAGGUUCUACCGUCUUCUGUCUAGGCAGGCCGUGGUGUUCAAGCAGACCUGGUUCGAGGAAUGGCACGAUGACCGUCUUGUCCCGUGGGCCCAUUACAUUCCUGUCACCAUGACGAUGGAGGAACUCCCUGCGCUGGUCAAUUUCCUGGUCAAUGACCCAACUGGACAGGUGUUGUCCGCUGAGAUUGCUCAUGCUGGAUCGACUUGGUCGCGACAAGUUGUACGGGAGAUUGACAUGUCCAUUUACUUGUAUCGUUUAAUGCUAGAAAUGGCAAGUUUAUUUGACGUGGAUCAUCUUGAACAGGAAGCUACAGGUGGGCGGGAAUUUGAUGAAAAGAUAUAA